Messenger RNA from Gorilla gorilla gorilla (western lowland gorilla), 1688 nucleotides. RefSeq names its product MIA SH3 domain containing (gene MIA). Gene Ontology annotation, molecular function: protein binding. The record is from RefSeq and is a predicted model, not a curated record. Bases 1216 to 1614 code for a protein of 132 amino acids. Lineage: Eukaryota; Metazoa; Chordata; Mammalia; Primates; Hominidae. Gene Ontology annotation, biological process: extracellular matrix organization. The transcript has 5 exons.
AAGCAGAAUUGCUUGAACCCGGGAGGCGGAGGUUGCAGUAAGCCGAGAUCACGCCACUGCACUCCAGCCUGGGCGACAGAGUGAGAUUCUGUCUCAAAAUUUAAAAAAAAAAAAAAAAAAAAAUUGUGCUUCUCAGUGGCCCUGCUCCUGUGGCUGCAAUAUGGAGGGAGAGUACAAAGGGUGGGUACAAAGACUGGCCUCUGUCUUGCUGUUGGGAAAUCCAGCUGCCACGUUGUGAGCUUGUGUCUGGAAUUGGUUCCUUCUGGUGGGUUCUUGGCCUCGUUGACUUCAAGAAUGAAGCCAUGCACCCUCGCAGUGAGUGUCACAGUUCUUAAAGAUGGUGUGCCUGGAGUUUGUUCCUUCAGAUGUUCAGAUGUAUCUGGAGUUUCUUCCUUCUGGUGGGUUUGUAGUCUAUGCUGAGUUCAGGAGUGAAGCCGCAGACCUUCGCAGUGAGUGUUACAGCUCAUAAAGGUAAUGUGGACCUAUAGAGUGUGCAACAGCAAAAUUUAUUGCAAACAGCAAAAGAACAAAGAAGGCGCCCUGAGCCAGUUGCAGCUGCUGGCUAGGGUGGCCUGCUUUUAUUUCCUUAUUUGGUCCCACCCACAUCCUGUUGAUUGAUCCAUUUUACAGAUAGCUGAUUGGUCCAUUUUACAGAGUGCUGAUUGGUCCGUUUUACAGAGUGCUGAUUGGUCUGUUUUUACAGAGAGCUGAUUGGUGCGUUUACAAAUCUUUACCUAGACACAGAGCGCUGAUUGGUGUGCUUACAAUCCUUUAGCUAGACACAGAGCGCUGAUUGGUGCAUUUACAAUCCUUUAGCUAGACAGAAAAGUUCUCCAAGUCCCCUACCUGAUUAGGUAGACACAGAGCACUGAUUGGUGUGUUUACAAACCUUUAGCUAGUCACAGAGUGCUGAUUGGUGCAUUUACAAUCCUUUAGCUAGACAGAAAAGUUCUCCAAGUCCUCACCGGCCCAGAGGCCCAGGCAUCUUCACCUCUCAAGCUGUCUGUAGAGGUCCACGUGUCAAGAAAACUGAGGACAGAGGCCCUCAGUCCAGUUCCCACAAGCAACUGAAUCUCCCCAACAGCUGCCUGAAUGAGUUUGGAAGCAGUCCUCCCACCGUUCAGCCUUCAGAUGAAACUGUGCCCCUGGCUGACAGGCUGAUUGAAGCCUUAUAGCAGACCUUGAGCCUGAGACAUUUGACCCACAGAAAAGUCCAUGAUGGCCUGGUCCCUGGUGUGCCUUGGUGUCAUCAUCUUGCUGUCUGCCUUCUCCGGACCUGGUGUCAGGGGUGGCCCUAUGCCCAAGCUGGCUGACCGGAAGCUGUGUGCGGACCAAGAGUGCAGCCACCCUAUCUCCAUGGCUGUGGCCCUUCAGGACUACAUGGCCCCCGACUGCCGAUUCCUGACCAUUCACCGGGGCCAAGUGGUGUAUGUCUUCUCCAAGCUGAAGGGCCGUGGGCGGCUCUUCUGGGGAGGCAGCGUUCAGGGAGAUUACUAUGGAGAUCUGGCUGCUCGCCUGGGCUAUUUCCCCAGUAGCAUUGUCCGAGAGGACCAGACCCUGAAACCUGGCAAAGUCGAUGUGAAGACAGACAAAUGGGAUUUCUACUGCCAGUGAGCUCAGCCUACCGCUGGCCCUGCCGUUUCCCCUCCUUGGCUUUAUGCAAAUACAAUCAGCCCAGUGCAAACGGC